This is a messenger RNA of Prunus dulcis (almond), 1951 nucleotides long. RefSeq names its product equilibrative nucleotide transporter 3-like. Gene Ontology annotation, biological process: nucleoside transmembrane transport. The record is from RefSeq and is a predicted model, not a curated record. Bases 447 to 1700 code for a protein of 417 amino acids. Gene Ontology annotation, cellular component: plasma membrane. The transcript is spliced from 10 exons. Lineage: Eukaryota; Viridiplantae; Streptophyta; Magnoliopsida; Rosales; Rosaceae. Gene Ontology annotation, molecular function: nucleoside transmembrane transporter activity.
ACUCCUGUUUCUCUCUCUCUCUCUCUCUCUCUCUCUCUCUCUCUCUCUCUCUCUCUCUCUCAUGUGACAUAGAGAGAGUGGUGAAUAAAAGUCAAAGGUGCUUGCUUGGUUGCAUUCAUAAAUCUAUAAUGGGCUGGUUUAGAUUAAUGUUUUUGUUGCUUCUUGCAUAAUAAAAAUGAAAUCUUUGGAGUUGGUUGGGGAGGACUUCUCAUAUUUGUUCUUACUUGUAAUGAGACUUUAGGGGAAGAAGAGGCUAGAAUUCAAAUUUUACGUCUGCAUUGUAGAUAAGGGUUGGACCAAUGCUCACUUAAAUGUGUGAAGCCUUCACUGGUUGAACCUAGUACACAAUGUUCUGGUUGCUGUGCAAGCAAGAAUUUGAAGGGAUAUGAAUGUAUACUUUAAACAUAAUCAUUGAAGAUAGGGGAGCUGGUUGAACUGAGGCAAUCAUGGGAAGCCCUGAUGUAAAUAGACCCCCACCAAAGCUUGAGGGGAAGUAUGCUGCAAUGGUGGUGUGCUGGCUUCUGGGAAAUGGAUGCCUCUUUUCAUGGAACAGUAUGCUUACAAUAGAAGAUUACUAUGUUGACUUGUUCCCGAGAUACCAUCCUGCAAGGAUCCUCACUCUGGUGUACCAGCCAUUUGCGCUUGGAACAAUUAUAAUCUUGUCGUAUCAUGAGGCGAAGAUGAAUACUAGGAAAAGAAACUUAUUUGGAUAUGUCCUAUUUUUCAUAACUUCUCUAUUGGUGCUAGUUUUGGAUUUAGCUACAUCUGGGAGAGGAGGCCUUGGAACUUUUAUUGGAAUUUGUGCCAUUAGUGCUGCCUUUGGAAUUGCAGAUGCUCAUGUGCAAGGAGGAAUGGUUGGAGACCUCUCUUUCAUGUCAGGAGAACUCAUCCAAUCUUUCCUUGCUGGUUUGGCUGCAUCAGGAGCCCUAACCUCUGCUUUGAGGUUAAUUACAAAGGCAGCAUUUGAGAAUUCCCAUAAUGGUCUUCGGAAAGGAGCUAUUUUGUUCUUUGCAAUCUCUUCAAUCUUUGAGCUUCUCUGCGUGAUUCUUUAUGCUUUUGCCUUUCCGAAGCUACCAAUUGUUAAGUACUAUCGCUCAAAGGCCGCUUCAGAAGGAUCAAAAACUGUUUCUGCUGACCUUGCUGCUGGUGGCAUCCAAACAUUGCCUGAAGCAGAUGAGGAAGAGCAGAGAGAUCUAGAGCGGCUGGGGAACAAACAAUUGCUGCUUCAAAACAUUGAUUAUGCACUCGAUAUGUUUCUAAUCUAUGCCCUCACUUUGUCAAUUUUCCCCGGAUUCUUAUCCGAAGACACCGGAUCACACAGCUUGGGUACAUGGUAUGCUCUGGUUUUGAUUGCAAUGUACAAUGUGUCUGAUCUGAUUGGGAGAUACAUUCCGCUGGUGAAAUUCCUCAAGUUGGAAAAUCGUAGAGGGCUCAUGGUUGUGAUUCUUUCUCGUUUCUUGCUCGUCCCGGCAUUCUAUUUCACUGCCAGGUAUGGUGACCAAGGCUGGAUGAUAAUGCUCACAUCCUUCUUGGGUUUAUCUAAUGGUUACCUCACAGUCUGUGUGCUUACUUCAGCACCCAAAGGUUACAAGGGGCCAGAGCAAAAUGCUUUAGGAAACUUGCUGGUUGUGUUCCUACUGGUAGGUAUAUUUGCAGGUGUAACACUUGAUUGGUUGUGGCUUAUAGGCAAGGGCUGGUAAAAAUUUGAUUUAACUGACUUGAAGGUUGUUCCAAUUUGCCACAGUAAGACUGGAUUCUGUUUUUUGGUGAUUCAUUAUUAAAUGGUAGAAGUAAAUAUUUGGUUUUUCAGUUUUUUAUUUUAUUUUAUUUCACAAGAACAUUUAGGAAGCAUUGGAACUAAUUCUUUGCUUCUGCAUUGUAUUUUUUGGGGGAAAACAUUUUCUAUCCCACAAAACAAAUGCAGCCUAAAGGGCCAUUCAAAUUUAGACUC